AUGGCUGGAUCUGGAGGCUCAGAGGCUAGAAUCCCAAUUUUCUCUGGUGAGAACUAUGAGUUUUGGAGGAUUAAGAUGGUGACCAUAUUCAAAUCGUAUGGUUUAUGGAGUUUGGUAGAGAAGGGUUUUUCAAUCCCGGAUUCAAAGAAGAAGAAGGUAUCUGAGGACAUCUCAGAAGAAGAAGUUGAUGAGAAAAUAGCUGCGAUUCUCAUGAAGGAUGCGAAAGCAUUGGGUAUCACCCAAAAUGCCGUUUCUGAUCAAAUUUUUCCACGGAUUGCACAUGCAGAUUCUGCGAAGAUGGCUUGGGAAUUGCUAUAUGCUGAAUAUCAUGGUGGAGAGCAUGUUAGAUCGGUAAAACGUCAAAACCUCAGACGUGAAUUUGAGUAUACUAGGAUGUGUGAUAAUGAAUCCUUAUCUGACUAUCUUACUAGAUUGAAUGAAUUGAUUAACCAAAUGAAAACAUUUGGUGAAGUUCUGUCAAAUGAGAGGCAGGUUCAAAAGGUUUUAAUUAGUCUUAGUAAGAAGUAUGAUCCUAUAUGCCUUGUGAUUGAAAACACAAAGACACUAGAAACUGUGGAGUUGCAGGAAGUGAUUGCCAUUUUGAAGAGUCAAGAGCAAAGGCUUAAAAUGCAUAAUGUUGAUACAGUUGUGAAGGCAUUUGCCUCAUUCACUGUGAAUUCCAAAAGACAGAAUAAAAAUGCUUCUCAGUCUGGUUCAUCUAAGUCAUAG
Molecule: messenger RNA, 729 nt
Organism: Prunus mume (Japanese apricot)
Lineage: Eukaryota; Viridiplantae; Streptophyta; Magnoliopsida; Rosales; Rosaceae
Source: RefSeq, a predicted model, not a curated record